Molecule: messenger RNA, 663 nt
Organism: Candida tropicalis MYA-3404
Lineage: Eukaryota; Fungi; Ascomycota; Pichiomycetes; Serinales; Debaryomycetaceae
Exons: 1
Coding region: 1-663 (220 amino acids)
Molecular function (GO): oxidoreductase activity, acting on the CH-OH group of donors, NAD or NADP as acceptor
Source: RefSeq, a predicted model, not a curated record
AUGUUCUUGAAGUGUGAUCUAAGUGAUGAACAACGCGUGACAGAGGAGUUGUCAAGUUUAAUCAACAACUUGAAUUCUCAAGAAGAACAUGUCAGUAUUUUGAUUAACAAUGCUGGGAUAAGAGACAAUAAAGGGUUAAUUGACUUAGAUCCAGAACGAAUCAAAUCCAUGUUUAAUAUAAACACAUUGCUGCCAAUUUGGAUUUUACAAAAGGUUAUCACUAAUCAUAUUGACAUAGUAUUGCCAAAAAACCCACACUCCCAAUUGUUUAUUGUUACAGUGUCAUCCAUCUUGGGAACUUUUGCUCCGAAAAACUUGUCCAUAUACUCGGCAACAAAAGCUGCAUCAAUUCUGAUUCACGAAGCCUUGAUGCAAGAAUUAAAAGAUUACCAGGAAAGUAUCAGGUUAUUGUUGAUCACUACAGGGCAAUUAAGCACCACUAUGUUCAAAGAUGUGGAACCUUCAAGAUUAUUUUUUGCACCAAUUGUGGAUCAUACUAAAUUAGCAAGAUCAAUUGUUGAGAAGGUUGAACUUGGGUAUCUGGGUUGUAUUUCAGAACCAUUUUACGCUAAUUUUCUACCUGGUGUCAGAACAGUCCCCCAAUGUAUUCAAGACUUUUGUAGAUAUGUUUCAGAGAUAGACAAAAAAAUUAAAGACGACUAA